Messenger RNA from Pieris macdunnoughi, 303 nucleotides. The record is from the annotation of a GenBank genome assembly. NCBI's taxonomy places the organism in Eukaryota, Metazoa, Arthropoda, Insecta, Lepidoptera, Pieridae.
AUGGCCAAGAUAAUAAAAUCUAUAUUUAACACGUCAGAGAGACGUAAGUCCCGGUUUGAGGACAAAGAGGAAGAUGUUCCAUCACCAGACCUUAGAAGGAAGUUGUCUAUUUCUAGAUCGGGGAGAAUGAGGCAGGCGAACAAAAAACGACAAUCGUUGUCUUUGGAGGUUUAUGGGCAGGAACAUCAAGACAAGCAAAAAACAGUGGAUCAGAAAUCGGACACAAAAAGGCGACAUAGUACAGAGUUAUCACCCGAAGAAGAAAUAGAUAGCGCGUUUGAGAUUAUAGACAAGACGCAGUGA